CGAUAAAAUAUAAUAUAAUUUAAAAAGUCCGAGAAAUACAACUUUCGAGGCGGAUUGUAUACUUCUGGACAAAAGGGGUGACCCCCCACAUGGAUGGGGGCCAACCCAUGAAUUUGGGCACACAAAAUGAGAUAUGGGCAGCCAAUUUGAGGAGGAAGGUGAGUAGAGGUUGGGUUGACUUGAGAGGCAUCUAAAAGGACAAAAGUGGGUCUCUCAACCCACACUUAUUGCCUAUUGAGACAAAAGAGCCAACUCCACCCCCUCACCUCAUCAUUUUCGAUCAACACACCCCAAUCAAGUUCAAGAAACCCUCUAGCCAUCUCUCACCAUUGUUGAAGGAGGCUCCUACAAGAAGGAAGCUCAAGGAAAAAGUCUAAGUUCCAAAAAGUGUACAAAACUUGGGGAAAACUAGAUUUCGUGAUGGAUCGCCGGUCUGUGAUGAACAGGGCCGCUGCGAAGGCCAAGGAGGAGCUGGCCGCCAAGGAAGCCGCAGCGAAGGCCGCUGCCAGUAGUGAUGCUACGAAGAGGCCCCCUCCUCAGCCGAAGAAGAAACGGUCGGCGAAGGAGACGCAGAGGAAGCUGACGGAGGCCGGCAUGCAGUCUGCCAAGAGGUCGAAGAAGGCUUCGUCCUUUGCCACCGCCGAUGAGGCCGGCGUGCUAACCGUCCCAAUCGUGGACGAAGGAGGGUCAAGCGCUGCUGCUGCCCUUGUAGACCUUGGCUCUGGUCUCACCAGAGGGGAAUCUCAAACCCUUCCCCUCGCUGAGGACUCCCGGCCGAAGCGGGCCGGCAAAGAGGUUGAAUACCCCAAGGAUGGGGGGGUUUUCAACGAUGGCGUUGACGGUCAUACUGUCCUCUCCCAGGCCAUCCCGGCCAAGGACCGGGUAUAUCUUGACAAGCUGGGAGAUGUCAAGAUAUACGAUGGUGGUAUGGACCUCGUCGUCCAGGGUGCCUUUAUGCUUAUGGAGAGCCAUAAGAGGUAGCAACGGGAGAUAGCCCGUUUGCAAGAAUUUGAAGAGAAGGCAGCCUCGGUCGAUGAGGCCAUGAGCUGUCUGGGGAGGCUGCGGGCGGACUUUGCGGCUUUGCAAAGGAAAGCUGAUGAGGCCGAUGCGGCCAAGGAAGAGGCACUGGCCAACCUAGCCGCUGAGAAGAGUGCCCGUGAGGCUGAUCGUCUUCGGGCGGAGGAGGCCGAGAGGGCCAAGGCCGAAGAUGAGGCUGCGGCGGUGAAGGCUGCCGAUGAUGCAGUCGCAAGGUUCCUGGAUGAGGGCUGGAAGGCCGAUGAGCGCCUCCCUUGGUGCUAUGAGGUCGUGGCGGCCAAGCUAGAGGAUUGGGGGCAGAACUCCCCUGCCGGCCAAGAGUACUUUGAAUGGGAGAUGUCCGUAUACUAUAAUAUGGGCCAGCAUCGGAUGCAGAGGCUCAUCUACCGCCGGUUGAGUCGCGCCCUCAGGACCCUGAACUAUACCCGGGGUUGGGUCAGGCGGAAUCUACGGCUUCCUCGGCUGAUGAGAGACCCGGAGGAGCAGGCCAACCUUCCUUUGUGUGAUAGGCAGGCUCCGAUAGAGAGUUCCG
Cuscuta europaea is the source of this 1567-nucleotide messenger RNA. The record is from the annotation of a GenBank genome assembly. NCBI's taxonomy places the organism in Eukaryota, Viridiplantae, Streptophyta, Magnoliopsida, Solanales, Convolvulaceae.